AGCACACGUAUAAGGAGGGGUCCUUUUUUUUUCACGAAGUUGCCGCCUUCACGAACUGUUAACCAUCAAAAACCGAUUUGAAGUUUCAAACUUCCAACACCAAAAGAAGUUACCAAACCCAGAGAACAAAACUACUUAAAGGAAGGGAAAAACAGUAAGGGAAGUAAAGGGGACCCAGAUAUUGUUGUUGCAUGUAAAAGGAGAAACAAUGUCAAUGGAUCUCAAUGACUACACCAUUAUCAAGGAAGGAGAAGCUGAGAUUCUUAUGCAUGCUAAAAAUGAAGUUUUUUACAACAAAACCCAGGUUAACAACAGAGACAUGUCUAUUGCUGUCCUAAGGACAUUCAUAUCGAGAUGGAAGCUGGAGCACGAGGCAUUGUUGUCUAAAAGGAACAAAUCAGGUGCAAAGCUGCCUGAGAAUAAUGUUUCUGUAUCUGAGGUAGAUGAUACACUUAAUGACUCUGAUAUGAAUACUGAAAAAUCAAAUGAAGAAUGUGAAGGACCUGCAGAAAAAUCUCAAGACGACACAUGUACUACAUCAGAAGAGCCAGUUAAGACAGAAGGCAAAGUACGAGGGGAGCUUAAACCACCUAGAGUUCUAGAGGCGUUGUCAGCUUCUGGGUUAAGGGCUCUGAGAUAUGCUCGGGAAGUAGAAGGGAUUGGUCAAGUUGUUGCCUUAGACAAUGAUAAAGGGGCUGUUGAAGCUUGUCAGAGAAAUAUAAUGUUCAAUGGUUCUGUAGCUUGUUCAAAAGUGGAAUCACAUCUUGCUGAUGCUCGUGUGUACAUGCUUACUAACCCAAAAGAAUUUGAUGUGGUUGAUCUUGACCCCUAUGGUUCCCCUUCUGUGUUCUUGGACUCUGCAGUUCAAUCUGUUGUUGAUGGGGGCAUGCUGAUGUGCACUGCAACUGAUAUGGCAGUUUUAUGUGGGGGUAAUGGGGAGGUUUGUUAUUCCAAAUACGGAUCGUACCCAUUGAGAGGGAAAUAUUGCCACGAAAUGGCUUUGAGGAUACUCCUAGCCUGCAUUGAGAGUCAUGCAAACCGCUACAAACGUUAUAUUGUUCCUGUGCUAUCUGUCCAGAUGGACUUUUAUGUCCGUGUUUUUGUUCGCAUAUACACUUCGGCAAGUGCGAUGAAGAAUACUCCCCUUAAGCUAUCAUAUGUCUAUCAGUGCACUGGUUGUGAUGCUUUUCAUCUUCAGCCUAUUGGGAGAACCGUUUCUAAGAAUACCAGUGUGAGAUUUCUCCCGGGCUUUGCACCUGUAGUCCCUCAAGAGUGUAGUCAUUGUCAGAAGAAAUUUAACAUGGGUGGCCCUAUAUGGUCUGCUCCAAUCCAUGAUCAAGAGUGGGUAAUGAACAUACUAUCAGAUGUAAAAUCAAUGAAGGAUCGUUAUCCCGCCUAUGAUCGCAUCUCUGCUGUAUUGACUACAAUUUCAGAGGAAUUGCCUGAUGUGCCUCUCUUUUUGAGUCUGCACAACCUUUGUGCUACACUAAAAUGCACUUCUCCAUCCGCAGUUAUUUUCCGCUCUGCUGUGAUCAACGCAGGAUACCGAAUUUCUGGAACUCAUGUGAAUCCAUUGGGACUCAAAUCUGAUGCUCCCAUGGAUGUCAUUUGGGACAUAAUGCGCUGCUGGGUUAAAAAUCAUCCAGUGAAAGCUCAACCAGCUGAUCAGCCCGGAAGUGUGAUACUUGCCAAAGAACCUGUUCUUCAAGCAAAUUUUGCUCGAGCCGUUGCAUCCCUGAGCAAGGCACAAGCUAAGAAGGUUGCUAGAUUCCUUCCAAAUCCUGAAAGGCACUGGGGGCCAAAGCUUAGGGCAGGUCGCCAAAUCACCAGCAAGCACAUCUCUCUUUUGGGUGAAGAGAAAGUAAAUGGGUGUCUCAGCCAUCAAGAUAGCGAGCUUGAUGCCAAACGACAAAAGAUUGAAAAGCUCGAGGAUGCUUCCGCUGAAUCAUAGACCAAGGUUGGCAUUAAUCUUAUAUUACUUCCUCAUCUCUAAAACUUGCGAUGGUUGCAUAGAGGUUAGAAUUCAUGGUUGUGCCACCAUAAUCAAUUUUGCAAAAUGUAAUUUCUAUUUGAAAACUAUACUUGAUUCAUGGGUUUGAUCCCAGGCAAAAGGCAACUGUGAAUUACAGUACAAAGCUAUUUACUGGUUGGUUUUCUAUGAUAGCCUGGGACUUCAAUUUAUCAA
Messenger RNA from Gossypium arboreum, 2185 nucleotides. RefSeq names its product probable tRNA (guanine(26)-N(2))-dimethyltransferase 2. The coding region runs from base 209 to 1951 and encodes 580 amino acids. The transcript is spliced from 12 exons. NCBI's taxonomy places the organism in Eukaryota, Viridiplantae, Streptophyta, Magnoliopsida, Malvales, Malvaceae. Gene Ontology annotation, biological process: tRNA N2-guanine methylation. Gene Ontology annotation, molecular function: RNA binding. Gene Ontology annotation, cellular component: nucleus. The record is from RefSeq and is a predicted model, not a curated record.